AUGUCCAACUCAUCUCAUAUAGACAAAGAGCUCGAGCAAGUCCAAGGUCGCGAAAAGCGAGCUUACACGCAUCUCUACACGCAACUCGGUCUCAAUCCCUUGCCAGACAGACCAUCUGCAUCAACAUCAUUGGCAGGGGGAGCAGCUCCUCCACCCAUUCCUCCUCGCAAUCCCGCCCGAGGAGAGCACUAUAAAUGUAAUCGUGCAGAUAUUGUGUCUUGUAAUUUACCACAGAAUGAAGUCGUCAAGCAGGAACAGGAACAGCAAGCACAACAUAACUCCAUGGCCGCAGAAAAGGCCGAUCAUGGCCGUGCCGAAGAGACAGAGGCUUCAUGUGCAGACUAUGGAGGAGACAUUGAUACAGAGAAGAAAUCCAAUGUCAUCAUAAACGACCUGUCCAACGCUAUUGGCUUAGCACUAGAUGAAUGGAAGGAUGUCUCGAAUCACAAUUAG
Molecule: messenger RNA, 453 nt
Organism: Trichoderma asperellum CBS 433.97
Lineage: Eukaryota; Fungi; Ascomycota; Sordariomycetes; Hypocreales; Hypocreaceae
Source: RefSeq, a predicted model, not a curated record